Molecule: messenger RNA, 1135 nt
Organism: Poecilia latipinna (sailfin molly)
Lineage: Eukaryota; Metazoa; Chordata; Actinopteri; Cyprinodontiformes; Poeciliidae
Product: serine/threonine-protein kinase ULK2-like
Exons: 7
Coding region: 60-680 (206 amino acids)
Biological process (GO): autophagosome assembly; reticulophagy; protein autophosphorylation
Cellular component (GO): phagophore assembly site; cytoplasm; phagophore assembly site membrane
Molecular function (GO): protein serine/threonine kinase activity; ATP binding
Source: RefSeq, a predicted model, not a curated record
CUGUUCUGGUUUUCUGUCCUGCAGCCGACUUUGGUUUUGCACGAUACCUCCAGAGCAACAUGAUGGCAGCCACACUCUGUGGCUCACCAAUGUACAUGGCCCCAGAGGUCAUCAUGUCCCAGAACUAUGAUGCUAAGGCCGACCUGUGGAGCAUCGGAACGGUCAUCUAUCAGUGUCUGGUUGGCAAGCCACCAUUCCAGGCUAACAGUCCACAGGAUUUGAGGAUGUUUUAUGAGAAGAAUAAGAGUCUACAACCUAUAAUCCCCAGGGAGACAUCUCCUCAACUUGGUGACCUUUUGCUUGGGUUGCUGCAGAGAAAUCAGAAAGACAGGAUGGACUUUGACAUAUUUUUCAACCAUCCUUUCUUGGAACCAUCAUCCACCAUCAAAAAAUCGUGUCCAGUACCUGUCCCCAGCAUUGCCAACGCAGUGACAGAAGGUCCCUGUGGCUCCUCCCCCUCUAUCCGCUACAGCUCUCCACCUUCUCUUCCAGAUAUGCAGACUUUGGUUGAGGAUGGUUUGUCAUCGCCUCCACUUGGUCCCCCCAACUUCCUGCAGCUGUCCAAGGAGUCUGCAGGAAGCACCAGCAGCAAGAACUCCUCCUGCGACACGGACGAUUUUGUUCUGGUACCUCACAUCUCCACUGACAGCUGUAAGUGUUCCAGCAUGUACUCCGUUUAACAAGUCUACAUAAAAAAUUAAAAAAAACUUUGACCCCUUUGCUUUCAGUAAUAUAAAGCCAAUAGGUUCAAGAGUGCUAAUUGUAGUAAGGCUACGAAGUUCUAUUCAACAGUUUAAAUAUUAUUGGCAAAGAGAAUUUCCUGCAAAUAAGUAUUGCAUUCAAGCAGACAUUUGAAAAGGCAGUAUUGAACACCUUGAUGCAGUAUCAUUCAUUUAUUUCAUAAAGGAUAUUUAGUCUCUAAAAUCCUUUAUGAAUUUAUGAAUUUUCUCUAUGAAGUCUCUAUUUUACAGUAGAUUGACAGAAAAGACGGUUGUGAGAGAGGGAGUAGACAUGCAGCAAAGGACAACUGUAGGCUUGUCACGAUAACAAAUUUUGCUGGGCAAUUAAUUGUCCCAGAAAUUAUUGCGCUAAACAAUAAUAUUGUCGUUUUGAGACCAUUGUUAACUAAUGGCAU